ACCACCGAACUCACAAGCAGCAGCGACACCAAAGAGAUGCACAAGUGAAUUUUGAGUCGACUCAAAAAUCACCCGAACUCACAAGCAGCAGCGACACCAAGAGAUGCAUGAGCCCUGCAAGCGCAUCAGUCCAUCAGAUCAGACCAUCGCCGUGGCGUCCAAGUGUCGCUCGGGUGCAGCUCCGCUGCAUGUAUUACAACCGCUAGCGCAACCCUUGUCAGACAGGACCAACUCUUAUCCUAAGCGGAUUUGCCGCACCUGCGUUUCCGCGUCUUCGGUUCCUUUACCUUCAAGCAACCCCGCGACAUCCACUCCCCUGCUGUCGCCGCUGCAGCGGGAAAACGGCAUCGGAUUUUCUUCCGAGCGAAUCAGGGCCCGCCGCAGUAGUGCAUCUUGUUUGGACACUCAGUUCGCUUUCCGCUCUUUCGGCCUGUCCGUUUCGGCAGCAACCGUCCUUUCCCAAGAUUUUGGAACAGCCUUAUCGACUCGGCCGUACACCCUGUACAGCGAAUGCGGCUUCAAGCCGACAUACACGUUGGAGUAGACAUUCAAAGUUUGCUUUGAAAGGCUCAGUUCGCUUCGACACUUCACUCCCUCGUUUCUUGAGCGUUUAAGGCAACGACGAAGACGUCCCCGAGAUACUACGUGCCAAGGAGACCGAGAAUUUCAAAGCUCUCAUAAUCCGUGAGAAACAUCAUGGGUUCCGCUGCGGGGGUCGUUGCGCUGAGAGAACUGCGCGCGUUGGCGGCGGAUGCCGACGUCAGCAUUCACGUCACCCGGGCCCCCCGCUCCAAGCGCCGCGGUUCGGCCUUGAAAGCUUUGCCCUCUGAGGAGAUUCUGUCGAUCGCUGAAGAGAUUUUUGGGGGGCAGCUCUGGAUGGAAGCAACUGAAGACUCGCAAGAAUAUCAUACUCUGCAUGAUGCGGAUGCCAUGAACUUCAAUGACGGAGGAUUGCAAGGACAGUCAGAGACUGGGAGACCGACGGAGAAUGCGCGCGAUUCGAGAUCAUUUGAGCCACGUGGACGAACGGCAGGGUUCGUUGAGGAAUGGAGAGGCGGGAUUCAGGAAGGGAGGAAUGCAGUUGCUGCUGAGAUUGCGGAAAUGGCGGAGGAGGAAAUGCGACGUGAAAUAUUAUUACUUGGGGAAGAGGGGCGAGAAGCGGAAGGGGCGGGGGCCGCGAUGGAACGCGAAAUGUUGACUGAAACGGGGGUGACCCAAUCGACGAGGACGACGGGGGUGGACGUGGAAGGGUGGUGGAAUUUCGUGAGCGAGAUGGAGGGUGAGAUGAGGAGUGAUUGUAACGAGAGAGCUUUGGGGAAUCCUACGAACUGGAGCCGCUGCAACAGCUUUUGUGACUUUGGCAGCAGUUUCGAUUCGAAGGGUUUCCCAGUUGCCGGUUCUUACAACGGGAACCACUCCACUCGCUGGUAGUUCUGACGUAGCCCGCUACAGUGCACUAGUCGCAUCCCCUCUUCCGACCAUGAAGUUGCAUACAGGGU
Messenger RNA from Closterium sp. NIES-67, 1499 nucleotides. The record is from the annotation of a GenBank genome assembly. Lineage: Eukaryota; Viridiplantae; Streptophyta; Zygnematophyceae; Desmidiales; Closteriaceae.